AUGUCGGAACAAUUGAUUAAUGAAAAUCAAGCCAAACUUUUAACCAACACAAAAACCAAAAAUAAAAAUGUUAUUAAGAACAAGCGACGGCGAAAGAAAAAAAAAUGUGUAUGUUGUUCCAGGAUAUUACGUCCAGAUGAAUCCUUAGAAAAAGUUGUGGCUAAUGACAGAAUGAUAUUCUUGUCUUCUAUUCAUCCUCCCGUCAUUGCAGGCCACAACAAUUGUAUUCAAGCACCAAUCAAAACACCCAAGCAUAGAGGAUUUUUGUUGAACUUGGAAAACUAUGGAGUAAGAUGGUUACCGGGUGCCGUGACCAAAUAUGUGGCUAUAUUGAUGGAACAAACAAAAGCAGGAACUCUUGGACCAUUACCGGGGAGGAUAAGAAAUAAUAGGAAAAUACUAGACUAGUCAGCGAUAUUCCGUGGAAGGUGUUAAAGAAAGGAUUGAACUACCAUUAGUGACGAUUGUUAUAAGCCGAGCAAAAACUAUGUCUAUAUAAGUAUAUAGGUGUAUAUGUGUAUAUAUAAGCUAUAGGGAUAUAAAAAAAGUCAUCGGGCAUCAAACAGCAUUGAAAUCUUAUACAGCUAUACGCUUAAACUAAGUGCUGUAUAGCUCCAAAAACGAAUGUACGUAUCUAUAGACUUACUUCUACCACG
Messenger RNA from Rhopalosiphum maidis (corn leaf aphid), 656 nucleotides. RefSeq lists its product as uncharacterized. Lineage: Eukaryota; Metazoa; Arthropoda; Insecta; Hemiptera; Aphididae. The transcript has 2 exons. The record is from RefSeq and is a predicted model, not a curated record. The coding region runs from base 1 to 408 and encodes 135 amino acids.